UGAGAAGUCUGCAAAGGAAUUUCCGAUGGCACUUAUCUGCUGACGGGCUUUCUUCAAAGGAAAGCGUUGUCGCAUGCACGAUGGCAUCAUGGCCGGCACCAUGGCCGGCAACACCACGAGCUGUCCUGGCAUCGCGAACAGCAUCCGGGGGAUCGCAGACAGGGCAGCCUGUGGUGUUCGCGCCGACCGCUGGAAUGGUGAGACAGCAAGCAACCGCGAUGCCCAUGGCCGAAACGCCGGUGGCUGAUGCGCAGCGCGGGACCUACGUUCCAAUGUGGACGCCGAGCUUGGCACCACCGGCCCUGCCCGCGAUCCGAGGCUGCCCCGCGGGUCUGGAAUACCUGACCAAGAUCGACCACCUACUUGUCCACCAGGUUCUACAGCCCAUGGAAGUAAUCUUCGGAGUCGACCUGCCUAACAAGUACAUCGUGAAGAACACCAUGGGACAGUUCGUGUUCAAGGCGACAGAGAGGUGCGUGUCUUCGGCCAGCAGGUUCGGCUCCCAGCGGCCCUUCACGAUGGGGCUAUUCGACUACCGCAACGACAAAGUGUUGCUGCUUGACCGACCACUUCGCUGUGACUGCCGCCUCUGUUGCUGUUGCCUCCAGAUGAAGUUCACGCUGGCGUACCCGACGUUCUCGGUGCUGGACAGCCAAAAAAACGUUGUCCUGCUGAUCGAAGGUCCCUGCUGCCCAAUGUCCAUCUUUGGUGGGGAUGUGAAGUUUGAUAUCCUAACCAGCGAUGGGGUCACCGAGAUUGGCGCAAUAACCAAGGUCUCGAAUGGAUUGUUCCGGGAAGCCUGCACUGGAGCAGACAACUUCACCGUCACCUUCCCCUUGGAUUUGGACGCGAAGAUAAAGGCCGUGCUGAUCGGUGCGGUCUUUCUUCUU
Dermacentor andersoni is the source of this 890-nucleotide messenger RNA. Lineage: Eukaryota; Metazoa; Arthropoda; Arachnida; Ixodida; Ixodidae. The record is from RefSeq and is a predicted model, not a curated record.